GUCAAAAAAUUUAACACACCAGCAGUGUGAAGAGACCUGAAAGUGGCACAUGGCAGCAGAGUGUGGCGAUGGAGACAGCAGCAAUGGGAGGCCGUACAGGGACCCAUGAGAGACUCUGGACUUGGCAGCAGCAUGAGGAGGCGGUAUAUAUAGGGGCCCAUGGCAGAUUAGGGGCCUGGCAGCAGCUAUGUGAGGCCCGUAAUCUGCCUGCACCCUAUGUCAAAAAAUUUAACACACCAGCAGUGUGAAGAGACCUGAAAGUGGCACAUGGCAGCAGAGUGUGGCGAUGGAGACAGCAGCAAUGGGAGGCCGUACAGGGACCCAUGAGAGACUCUGGACUUGGCAGCAGCAUGA
Molecule: messenger RNA, 354 nt
Organism: Staurois parvus
Lineage: Eukaryota; Metazoa; Chordata; Amphibia; Anura; Ranidae
Source: the annotation of a GenBank genome assembly